Messenger RNA from Theobroma cacao (cacao), 426 nucleotides. The record is from RefSeq and is a predicted model, not a curated record. NCBI's taxonomy places the organism in Eukaryota, Viridiplantae, Streptophyta, Magnoliopsida, Malvales, Malvaceae.
AUGCAUGGAGCCAUAACCAAAGAGAGUAUUUCAACACGCCUCGCUGAUGAAAAAUCUGGUGGUGGCGGAGGAUUCUUGAAGUACCACGGAAAGAAAGGCCAAAUGGGGUUAGGAGGUGGAGGUGCAUACAUUGGCCAUGGUGGAGGUGGUGGCAAUGGAAAUGGCGGCCAUGGGGGGACUGGAAAUGGUGGUGGCAGCGGUGGCCCUGGCGGUAGUGGUGGUCCUGGUGGCAAUGGUGGUGGCUGUGGUGGCCCUGGCGGUAAUGGUGGUGGUGGUGGUGGUGGGCAGUUAACGGGUAUAGGUGGAGGUAGACAAGGGUUGGCGCAUUCAAUUGUUUUGCUUCGGUCAGAAAUUUCAGGUUCUGAAAAGGUUGAGGCAGGAAAAUUCAGUAAGAAAAUGACCAAGACUGAGGCAAAGAUUUCUUGA